Plasmopara halstedii is the source of this 945-nucleotide messenger RNA. RefSeq names its product g-protein beta subunit 1. The record is from RefSeq and is a predicted model, not a curated record. Gene Ontology annotation, biological process: G protein-coupled receptor signaling pathway. The transcript is spliced from 4 exons. Gene Ontology annotation, molecular function: signaling receptor complex adaptor activity; protein binding. NCBI's taxonomy places the organism in Eukaryota, Oomycota, Peronosporomycetes, Peronosporales, Peronosporaceae. Gene Ontology annotation, cellular component: heterotrimeric G-protein complex; cytoplasm. Bases 1 to 945 code for a protein of 314 amino acids.
AUGGGCGACGUCGCUGAGCUUAAGAAAAAGUGUGAGAGCUUAAAAGAAACGAUUGAGAAGACGCGCCAAGCCAAGAGCGAUGGCGGAUUUCAAAACAUUAAUGCUAGUGCUGGUGCUAAGGCGAUUCCAGGUCCUCCGAAAUGUCGACGGUUACUUAAGGGUCACUUUGGCAAGAUCUAUGCUAUGCAAUGGGGAGGUGAUAGCUCUAGCCUCGUGUCUGCAUCACAAGACGGUAAACUUAUUGUCUGGAAUGCACAAACGACGAAUAAGAUUCAGGCUAUCCCAUUGCGUUCCAGUUGGGUCAUGACCUGCGCCUUUGAGCAGAAACAGCGCAACAUGGUGGCGUGUGGUGGACUUGACAACCUUUGCAGUAUAUUUCACCUAUCACAAGCUCAAGUUAUGCGCGCAACAAAGGAACUUGCUGCACAUGAUGGCUACCUUAGCUGCUGCAGGUUUAUUGACGAAGCCAAUAUCGUUACUAGCUCGGGGGACUCGAAUUGUAUCCUUUGGGAUGUCGAGAGCGGAGAAGUAAAAACUACAUUUCGUGAACAUUCGGGUGACGUCAUGUCUGUGAGCAUUAAUCCACACAAUCCGAGCAUGUUUAUUUCUGGUUCUUGUGAUUCGACUUCGAAAGUUUGGGAUAUUAGAACGGGGAAGACAACGCACACUUUUCAGGGUCAUGAGUCUGAUAUUAACUCGGUUGACUUUUUUCCUAGUGGAAAUGCUUUGGGCACUGGAUCUGACGACUCAAGUUGCCGACUUUUUGACCUUCGAGCUUAUGGAGAACUCAACAACUUUAGCAAUGACAAAAUUUUAUGUGGUAUCACUUCCGCACUACGGGUCAGGCACUGUGCACAGGCAGCUGGGACACACUACUCAAGAUUUGGGCUUGAGUCAAGAGUUUGGCAUCAUGAAUCACAUGCCUUACAUGACAUUGACGGCUGA